GCUUUUGGUACAUCUCUGUCUGCCGGAUGGGUUCGUGUUGUGGCUUGUGCGUCACCCCGGAACAGUGGUUUGGAGAAGUGGGACUGUAACGGGACUAGAAGUCUCCCAGCCCUGCGGCAAAGCGACCAAUAUGUGGUUGCAGAAGCACCUGUGAUUCGUUGGAUUUCUGUUUGCUACCACGUUUUUCUCAACUUCUAAUCCGUCAACAUUUUAGGCAUCUCUGUUUAAUUAUAUUGUGCAAAAAUUCUAAUUUGUGUAAUUUGAUAAGAUAUCAUGACCUCCAAAGACGACGCCAAGUGCCCUACGGUUAUGGAGGACCGGAGGCGCAGUCCGCUGGACCAUCUCCCGCCGCCGGCCAACUCUAACAAACCUCUCACGCCGUUUAGUAUAGAGGAUAUCCUGAACAAGCCUUCAAUGAAACGAAGUUACUCCAUCUGCGGGACAGCACAUCUGAUUUCCUCCAGUGAAAAGCUCCCCUCGUCGGGCCAUAGCCUCUCCAACCGGGGCCUCUUCACCCAAACGUCCCCACUGUGCGCUCUUGAAGAACUCGCCAGCAAAACCUUCAAGGGUCUUGAAGUCAGUGUACUUCAGGCGGCUGAAGGACGAGAUGGCAUGACAGUAUUUGGACAAAGAAAUUCUCAAAAGAAGCGCCGAAAAUCGCGUACAGCCUUCACCAACCACCAGAUUUACGAGUUGGAGAAGCGCUUCCUGUACCAGAAAUACCUGAGUCCGGCUGAUCGCGAUCAGAUAGCUCAGCAACUUGGCCUAACCAAUGCGCAGGUCAUCACCUGGUUCCAGAACCGGCGCGCCAAGCUCAAGAGAGAUCUGGAAGAAAUGAAAGCGGAUGUUGAGUCGGCUAAAGCAGUGGGAGUAGUCGCGUUCGAGAAAAUUGCCAAACUUGCGGAGUUGGAGAAAUGCGCAGCUAAUGGCGCUUUGGGGCACUCUGGGCCCGAAUCGCCGUUAUCCCAAUCGAACCAAGAGCGCGAUACACAGAACAAACUGCAAUUGUCCUCCCCCUCGUCCCCAUACACAGACCACACGAGUAGUAAAGGUUGUUCCGAGGAUGAGGAUGAAGAAAUCGACGUCGAUGACUAA
Molecule: messenger RNA, 1095 nt
Organism: Hypomesus transpacificus
Lineage: Eukaryota; Metazoa; Chordata; Actinopteri; Osmeriformes; Osmeridae
Gene: lbx1a
Product: ladybird homeobox 1a
Exons: 2
Coding region: 274-1095 (273 amino acids)
Biological process (GO): regulation of DNA-templated transcription
Molecular function (GO): DNA binding; DNA-binding transcription factor activity, RNA polymerase II-specific
Source: RefSeq, a predicted model, not a curated record